Molecule: messenger RNA, 2535 nt
Organism: Catharus ustulatus (Swainson's thrush)
Lineage: Eukaryota; Metazoa; Chordata; Aves; Passeriformes; Turdidae
Gene: BANK1
Product: B cell scaffold protein with ankyrin repeats 1
Exons: 15
Coding region: 1-2214 (737 amino acids)
Biological process (GO): negative regulation of phosphatidylinositol 3-kinase/protein kinase B signal transduction; negative regulation of B cell activation; B cell activation
Molecular function (GO): protein tyrosine kinase binding; signaling receptor binding
Source: RefSeq, a predicted model, not a curated record
AUGGAGGUGUGCGGCGCUGCCCCAGCUACUCCUCAGCAACGGAGGCGGCUGGCACUGCCCCAACCGCUUGGUGGCACAGAGGCGGCCGGCGCUGCCCCAGCUGCCGCCGCUCGGCACAGAGGAGACCAGUGCUGCCGCUGCUGCCGCUUGGCAGAGCCAUCUGGCACUGCCACGGCCGCCAGGCUCGCUCACCCCGGCCUGGCGCUGCCCCGCGGUGCCCACGGGAGUCUGCUCCCCCUGCCGCGCAACAGACAGCUUAGGCACUGUGGAGCUGUGGUGCACGGCAGACAAGUGUCAGUCAGGCUGCCUGACCCUGACCAGCGGGCAGACACCAUGAAGCACAGUGAAGAUAAACCAUGGGAUGAAAAUCCUGGAGACUCUGUGUCUUACAUCUAUGAAACAGUUAUUGCAGAUGAUUACCAGAAUAUCUCUGAUAUUAACUUGUCAGAUGUCAGGGGAGCAUCAGAAAAAACAGACCUCACUUUUAACCCAGAGGUACUUUCUGAAAGAUUAGAAAUUAACGAGCAAUCGAUAUUGGUGCUUCCAAGAAGAGUAUCAUGUGAGAACCCUGGUGAGAUAUUCAUUCUAUUGAAAGAAGAAAUAGAUGAAGAAACUCUAGAAAUUGAAUUCAUAACAGAUAAUCAACGAAUUAGAACAUGGACAGACUCUUGGAACAAGAAAGUCAAAUAUGUGAAAGCCCUAGAGCUUCCCGCUGGCCCUGUAUAUGUAAAUGUCUACUGUGGGGGAAUCAUUAAGACGACAGCACAGAUUGAGUACUAUACUGCGCUAGAGGAAAUGGAACUUAUUUUAAAGAAAGUGGCUGACCCAAUAGCUUUCACUUGUCAGCAGACAUUGAAAUUUUCUUCUGUAGAGAAGGUAGACAAUGUUCUGACUUCAUUAUUGAAAAGUAAAAUAUCUACUUACGAAUUCAGCCCAUUCCAAAGUGAAGAGCACCAUCACCAAGGUAGCCAUUUGGAAGAAUUUCCUACCCUACUUCACUGUGCAGCCAGAUUUGGCUUGAAGAACCUUGCAACAUUUCUACUCAGUUGUCCUGAAGCCACACAGGCUUGCAAAAUAACCAAUAAAUAUGGGGAUGAUCCAGAAAGUAUUGCAAAGAAGCACGGGCACAAGGAAUUAGGAAAAUUAAUCAAAGAAUUAUCAAAUUAUGCAGCAAGUGAUUUCACUUAUUGCAAGAAGGAAGUGGAAGACAGCGACACUUACGAGCCUAUAUUAGGCUCAGAAACUCCACCAACCAUAGCAAAGCAGAACUCAAGAGAUCAAUAUGCAAUUGGAUCGAGAUGCCAACAAGAAGUUGAGGUGGAUGAGGAAAAGAGGGAUGACCUAAAAGACAGCAGAGAGGAGACAGGAUCUGAAGAUGAAGAGGAGGAUUCAUACAGCCUUCACAACAGUCCUAGCAGUUUGUAUGCCAACGUAGGGGAUGAACUCAAAGAGAGCAGGAGAGAUUGCUUUUUCUGCAAGAGGCCACCCCCUCCUCCCCCUCGAAAUCUGCCUGGCAUCCAAAGAAAGGACAACCUGCAUAAUUCAUCACAAGAGAGGAAUUCUGUGAUGGACAGGAGUAAAAGAGAACAGGGUGAUGGACUCAUAGCCACAUGCAGCGGAGAAGACCAAGGUAGCUGCGAGGAGGACAGCGAGGACGAGCACCCCUACACUUGUAUGGCACUGGAUGAACGUGUGUAUGACCUCAUCCUGGGGCAGGAGGAGCGGGAGGAGGAGAGAAGGAAGCACUGCAGGUCCUUCAUCAUGAACAGACCACCAGCCCCUGCGCCCCGGCCCGUGCGUUCACUGGUCAGGGAGGAGAACACUCCCUACAUUGUACAAGUGUUUCAGCAAAAGGCCUGUCGAGUGACCAGUGACAACAGCAGGACAUACAGCGAGGCCAAGAAUCCUGAAGCACACGGAGGCCACACUGAGACAGUAACUUACAGCUCUGUGGUACACAGGAUCCCUCCUGAACAGGAAGAACUCAUCCACUUGCAGGAACAGGUGAAAAAGGGGGCAAUUUCUGUGGAUGAAGCUCUUGACAGAUUUAAACAGUGGCAGAACAAAAAGCAGAGACUACCAGCUACUCCACAGUCUACAACUAGGAGCUCAACAGACAAGGAACAGCUGCCUAAUUACCCAAGUGUGACACUCCAGCCAGCUGCACAUCAGUUUCCUCUGCUUGGCAUUCCGCAUGUUCCAGCUGUGCCCUGACAGCCUCAGGCUUCAGCCCAUCCUGCAGUGUCACCACUGUGGGAUCAUUGCUGCACUUCCAGUGCCUUGGAUUCUCCUGCCAGGGCCAGCUCUGGAAGAAGACCAGUAUCACUAAAGCAAAUUAAUAAGGUUUCUUGUAAAAUCAUCAACUAAUUUUACACCUUUUCUUUGCUUUUUCUUUUUCCAAGAUGACAGCUGACAAUUUAUAUAAAGAUGUAUUGCAUGCUUUGGUUAAUAAGUUUUGAAGUUAUUUCAGUUUUUCCAUUGUGCUUGAUAAGUUGCUUAAAAGUAGAUUUUAUGCACAAAAGAGCAAGUUCUGUA